AGUAGUUCCCAAAGACAAACGACAGCACAACAGCAAAGUGCCUUCUUUUAGCCUCAGGAUGAAACCAGUCACUCAGAUAUUUCAAAUGACUGAAAUGAUUUUUUCAGAUGAUGGGAGGAAUCGUUUGUCCACCUGGUUGCCUAUCAGCAGACAAGACAUUUGCACUGAAACCUAAAUUCAAUAAUUAUAAGACUGUCUGCAGUCUACAGUGUAUCUACAACUCUAUUUAUUAUUACAAAUGUUCCAGCUGGAGUCUGGAAGGAAUUAUUUAGAUUUUACUGGAAUGCGUUGUGUAUAUCAUCGUGCCUUGUGUUAAUCACGGACUAAUGAUAGCCUUUGGAUCAAACUGAAUGUUUGAUCAAGGAAAUAAAAAACCUCCUUUCUAUGAAGAUUGUGCACCCCGAAUACUGCUAAAUUAACAAGUAAUUUUGAUGCCACUGGUUUGCCGCUGCAUGAAUCAUUUUAUUCCUCUUGAAAUCAAAGUUUUCACUGAUGAAACUUAAUUUCAUUGAAAGUCAACUAGAAGUUUUAAAUGUCCAUGUUUAUUAUUUCAUUCAGCCAAACAUAAAAUGUAAAACGUGAUUUGUCAUAAUAAAAACACCAGGACGCUGACCGUUACAACACAUGUAACACAUCUAUACACUUUGAGUAACACUUUGGGGAAAGUACUGUCCUGCCAUAUAGUGGUAAUAUGCACGUUUGUACGAUGUUAGUUUGGCAACAAGUGUUUUAUAAGUUAAUGCUAAAUUAAUGCAGAUUUAACUCUGUUGUAAGGAAAAUGCACUGUGAACUCUGGAGGAAAAUUAAAACUGAUGGCUAUCCCCACAGGACCUCCGCAAAGUACUUUGAUCUCAGGUCCUCCUAGUUUAAAUACUUGUCGUUUUGGUUCUUUGUUAAUGUCUGUUUGUUAGCUUAGAGUUUGAUUAUUUCUUAGUUAAAUCCUUAGUUUUUUUUUAUUGCAGUUUUGUGCACUUAGUUUUCCCCUUAGCCUGUGUAACGGAGUUAAAAAUGCAUUUUAUUAAUUAUUUUCAGUUUAUGGAUGUUGCUGUCAUGUUGAGAAUUUGUGAAUUUUAUCUCAAUGAGCUAUUUUUAUUUGCAAUUGUUUUAUUAAUGUUGCCUGUGGGAGUUGCCUUUCUGCACUCUGCCUUGUCUGUGCCUCCCAUAGCUUCUCCUGUAAUCCACUCACAGUAUUGAUUUGCAUUGCUGAGGGUAAAUUGUGGGAUAAUGUGCUGCUGUGAGGUCGUGUUUUCUUGAAGUCUGUAGUCUCUGGUGCAUAUUGUUUACUGUUGCAUAUUAUUAUGUUGUCAAGGUGUUUUGUGUUGUUUUGACCGUUACUAUAAAUUUUAUAGAUGUUUUUGGUUUCACUUUUUUUGGCGCCAUUUGUCAGAGGCCCUGUGACGUCAUUUUAAAUUUAAAUUAUUAAAAUUAAUGCAAUUUUAAAAAGGGACAUAUAGAAAAAAGUGAUUUUGAUGAUUUAAACCCUGGAUUUAGUCGUUUUUUCCAUUGUAUGGCACAUAAGCAUCAGUAGUUCAUGGACCUUCAAAAAGUUAAAAAUCCAUAGAUUCAAUGUUGUCAUCAUUUCUGGGUCUGAUAAAUGGCGUCAUUUUGAUGUUUUUUUUUUCUUUUUAAAGAAUACGUUUUUUUACUCAUAAACAAAAAUAUUUUUUUCAUGAACUAAAAGUUUAUAAUUAAGUUAUUAAAAGACAGACAUUAUUGUGGUUUAAGUUAUGUUUAAUUAAUGUUUGCUUCAUUUCUAUUUAUCUGCAUUUUUCAUCUGUCUACUACAUUCACAGAUUACUGCAAACUCAAAGUGCAAUUAUUGUCUUCUAAAGUGAUCUAUAAUGGGAUGGCUACACCGUUAGCCGGUAGCAAGACUGUCGUAGCUAACAUUAGCUCUGGUGCUAACAGCAGCAUGUUUUACAUUGAAGUGAUACCAUCGGUUAAAGUGGUGCAGUGAUAAGAAAACUCUUUGCUGCACAAUAUGCACACAACCACACUUUUAUCCAAGCUGCCAUUGGGAAGAUUUUUAAAAGAAAACCUUCUGCCCCACAAGCUCAAUGUGUUCUCUUCCUUCUCUGUUCACCAAACUUUCUUAUGCGCUGAUGUCACUCCUGUGCAUCUUCAUCACGGCUGCAAACAGACUUCAGGUUCAUUACCGCCACCUACUGGGCUGGAGUGUGCAUCACAGUUACUGAUGUGCCAGAAAUAAGGGAACUGAGAAAGGUGCGAUUAAAUGGGUUAUUGUUUUUAACGUCUUAUUUCUGUAAUUAAUUAAUUGAAAUUAACAUGUUAAAGUCCCAGCCCUAGUUAUAACUUUUGUUUCCUUUCAGUCACUCCACCCUGAUGCACUGUGCCAAAGUGGCCACCAGGUGACAUCGUUCAUCUUGUAUUUGAUUUGCUUUCAUUGUUGUGAGGAAAUCUGUUGUUGAAAAUUAACUGUUCAAAAUGUUAGACAGUGUUGAUUUGCAUUGCUGAGGGAGCAGAGUGCAUAAUGAAAGGUGACCAGAGGACAGUUAAUGUGUUUUAAUCUCUUCUGCAGAGGAAAAUAAAUGCUAGAGAAUGCUCAACCAAGUCUUCCUUGAUGCCCUAACCACAUAUGCACACGCCCAUUGCACCUGUUCAGUUUUAUCUUUUGUUGUCUGACAAUAAAAGAUUUUUUAAAUUAGAUUGGUCUCCACCUGUUACCGUGUGUUUUGCGCUCUGGGUUCGAAACCUAAGCCGUGACAAAUAUGAUCCUCCUCUGCUGCUUGUUUGAAUGUCAUCGAAGAUGGUCAAGUCAGACAGGAAGAGGCUGAGGAGGAGACGUGUGUGAAGUUCAGUCUGAAGACGAGGGGUAAAUCUGAAAUCGCAGAGGGCUGAGGUAUGAGGGGACAGCUCCUGAAAUUACAUUUCUCUCUGAUAAUCACCCUCCUCUGCUUGGGGGGUCUUCUCACUUCUCUCAUCUGGUACAACUACAAUGUGGAACCUCACCGACUGUCUCCUCGGAAGAAAAAUCCCUCUCAGCUCUCUGAACCUUGUAAAAGCUGCACGAAGGUUAUGGACAAAGUAGCAGAGAGAAAAACUGAAAUCUCAGAGAAGCAAGAAGACAAACCAGAAAAAAUCAGGGAGGGCAACAGCAAAGCAGCAGAGCAAAACUCUAAAAUCUCAAAGAACCAAGAGGACAAUCCCCAGAAAGUCAAGGAGGGCAACAACAAAGCAGUAGAGCAAAACUCUGAAACCUCAAAGAAACAAGAGGACAGUCUCCAGAAAGUCAAGGAGGUCAUCCACAAAGCAGUAGAACGUUACUCUCAAACCUGGAAGAAGCAGGAGGACAAUUACCAAAAAUUCAGAUCUAACCUGAGCAGCAAGUGCCAUGGAUUGGAGGAGGCCAUAAUUACCCAGAACAAUAAACCAGUUGGAUCGGAGAUUGUUUACGAUGGGAGUAAGAAGACUCUGAAGGUGACUCCAGAGCUCUUCAGCAUCUUUAUGAAGGAGCAUCCUUUCUCCAAUAAAACAUUGGACACUUGUGCCGUUGUUGGGAACGGUGGGAUCCUGAUCAACAGCAGCUGUGGGGAAAUGAUUGACUCGGCUCAGUUUGUCAUCAGGUGCAAUCUCCCUCCUUUGGCAAACGGAUACGAGAAACAUGUUGGCAUCAAGACUGACCUUGUGACGGCAAACCCAAGUAUCUUCAAUUACAGGUUCGGGGCUCUGAAUGGACCCCGACAUCCAUUUGUGGAGAGUCUACGUAGAUAUGGAAACUCCCUGCUGCUUAUUCACGCCUUUUCCUUUAGCGCCUACACUGCUGUAUCUCUGCGGGCCAUCUACACCAUCAAUGACUUCGAGAGCCCCAUCCGACCAGUCUUCUUAAACCCAGAGUACCUCAAGAGUCUGCUCCUGUUCUGGCGAGCUCAGGGCCUGAGAGAAAACAGACUCAGCACCGGCCUCAUCACUACCAGUCUGGCUCUGGAGCUCUGCAACAACGUUCAUCUGUACGGAUUCUGGCCCUUCAGUAACCACCCACAUGACCUCCACAACCUGACCAACCACUACUAUGACGACAUGCAAGCUAAAAAGCAGUUCCACGCCAUGCCAGCUGAGUUUGACCUCCUGAUGAGGUUGCACAGUCAGGGCAUCCUCAGACUUCACCUGGGAGACUGCCCAACAGGUGGAAAGUAGUUCCCAGGGACAAACAACAGCACAACAGCAAAGUACCUUCUUUUAGCCUCAGGAUGAAACCAGUCACUCAGAUAUUUCAAAUAAAUUACCUGAUUUAUUUCAGCUGAUAGGACGGAUCGAGUUUGUCCACCUGGUUACCUAUCAUCAGCCAAGAUGCUUGCAUUGAAACCUAAAUGCAACAACUACAAGACUAUCUGUAGUCUUAUAGUGUAUCUACAACUCUAUUACCACAAAUGUUCCAGCUGGAGUCUGGAAGGAAUUAUUUAGAUUUUACUGGGAUGCCUUGUAUACAUUGUAGUGCCUUAUGUUAAUCAUGUACUGAUGAUAGCUUUUGGAUCAAAUUCAGUGUGUUUUAAUUUGAAGUAAAUCAACUUUAAGUUUUAAAUGUGUCCAUCUUUAGGAUUUGAUUUACCCGAACAUAAAAUGUAAAACACGAUUUGUCACCGUUUAACGAAAACACCAGCACAUUGAAUGUUGAAACACAUUCAACACAUUGAUUAUUGAUUACAAUAACUUAAUUCUUUUUAACAAUGCAUUUAAAAAAAAAAAAAAAGGAACCAUUAAAUUAGCAAAGGAAGGGGAAAAUGAGCGGAAGCCAGCGGUGGUGAAGUCGCUAAUUAACAAAUUAUGAACCACUUGUGGGCUCUCAGAAAUUUGCAACCACAACAAAAAGGUGUCAAACAUUGUGUCCCAGUUCUCUUACCACUGCAGCCUU
This is a messenger RNA of Amphiprion ocellaris (clown anemonefish), 4870 nucleotides long. Its product is annotated as alpha-2,8-sialyltransferase 8F-like. The record is from RefSeq and is a predicted model, not a curated record. NCBI's taxonomy places the organism in Eukaryota, Metazoa, Chordata, Actinopteri, Pomacentridae. Gene Ontology annotation, molecular function: alpha-N-acetylneuraminate alpha-2,8-sialyltransferase activity. The coding region runs from base 2863 to 4155 and encodes 430 amino acids. Gene Ontology annotation, biological process: oligosaccharide metabolic process; N-glycan processing. The transcript has 10 exons.